This is a messenger RNA of Bombus impatiens (common eastern bumble bee), 1593 nucleotides long. Its product is annotated as putative malate dehydrogenase 1B. Lineage: Eukaryota; Metazoa; Arthropoda; Insecta; Hymenoptera; Apidae. The coding region runs from base 92 to 1573 and encodes 493 amino acids. The record is from RefSeq and is a predicted model, not a curated record. Gene Ontology annotation, molecular function: L-malate dehydrogenase (NAD+) activity. The transcript is spliced from 7 exons. Gene Ontology annotation, biological process: malate metabolic process; oxaloacetate metabolic process; tricarboxylic acid cycle.
AAGAAUAACACACUAUUAUUUUAUUGAUGGAUUUUUAUAAAAAUUUUCACAAAAAUAGCAAUUAAACGUUUUUCAAUUGUUGUUGUACAAAAUGACAACAGAUAGAAGUUUGACUGUAAUAGCUGGUAUUUUAGGAGAUUGUACUUUCAAUUAUAUAUGUUUCGUCGCUGAAAGUUUGUCUACGAUAUUACCGAAUUUUCAUUACAGAAGUAUUAGUAAAAGUUCUGCAAGAUGGGAUUGUUGGUUGAAAGAAACUUGUGAUCUUCAUGGAUGGACUCACACUAAAUCUCCUCUAAUAUGGAGAGAAAUUGGACUUAGUCGGUCUCAUGUAACUUAUAUUGGAGGUAGUUCCCAAUUUUGGGAAUUAUUGCAUAAUUAUUAUGACAUCAGUUUAUAUUUAAGCAAAGAAGAACUUGAUGCAUUACAAACAGACUUAUUAUUUGCUUGUAAUAUAAAGAAACAAAGAAGCAAACCAUUACAAAUACAAAAAAAAUACCGUCAAAUAAUGAUAAUAGGAGCAGGAAGAUCAAUGUGCCCCGAUCUUGUUCCUCAGUUAUUAAUGACAAAAGAGCUCUGGAUGACUCAUGGAAUUGUUAUUAACUUGUAUGAUGAACCAGGAUGUUUCUUUAAACUUAGGAAAAUUUUUAGAGAUGCAGGAACAAUAGGUGCUGGCAUAAAUACAGUACAUAUUGUGGAAAAUAUCCCUGAUGGAUUAAAAGACUGUGAUAUAUUAAUUUACCUUGACAGUUUAACACGAGAAGAAUAUGAAGGUACAGAUAAUUGGCUGCAACGUAAUUAUAAAAUUAUAGCAAAUUUAUGUACACAUAUAAAUGAACAUGCGCCUUCACAUAUGAAGGUAAUUUUCUGCUCAAUGAAUCUUCCAUGUUUUUACGCCAAUAUCAUGAUGGAACUUGUUACAAAAUUAUCAAGCACAAACAUUGUAGUUGCUAGUGCUCAUUAUGGUUUAGAACUUAUAUACACAUUUGUAAAUUCACUUGGUCUUAAUCUGCAAAAUUUUGGUUGUCCACCUGUUUGGGGCUUCUUGGGAAUCAAUCACUUUGUAGAUGUUCACCAUAUGAUUCAAAAAUAUGAUGUUUAUUGUCCAAAUAAAAGAGCUCUAAAUUCGAAUGAGAAUAUGAUACUACCACUUGGAACUCAACAUUCCGAACUGAGGUGGUUUUUUUACAAGACACAUGAUAAAAAUCCUUAUAAAAACUAUUUGAAACGCAAGGCCCUUCUUCGAUAUCAAAUGGGCACAUCAGAAGAUUUUCCAAAAUGUAGAGCAAUUUGUGAUCUUUUAAAGUUAUGGUAUAGUAAUAAAAAAAGCAUCAGGGAUGAAAUUAUAUCAUUAGGAAUUGAAUCUGAUGGUUCAUUUGGUAUUCCAAAGGGAUUAGUAUUUUCACAACCAGUUUAUUUAAAAGAAUAUGAAGAUGGUUCACGAGUAUGGGUCCCUUUCAGAGAUUUCCCAAUGCCGAACAUGCCAAUUUCUAUAUUCCAAAGCCUUAUAGACACUGGUAUUUAUGUUAAGAAAAAAAUAAUUGAAUUAAAAAACAGUUCUGAUGCAACAAAAUAAUACAUUUCUAAUCAUUUACA